AUGAGAGGAGGAGUGUUGACGAUAAUAUUGAUUAUCGUCACUUUGCUGAUGAUGUCAUUGGUUUCAGCUGAUGACGGUAGUGGUAGUAAUAGCAACAACAACAACAACAAUAAUAGUAAUAGUGAGAGUAGUGGUAGUAGUAGUGGUGGAAGCGAGAGUAGUAGUAGUAGUGGGGAGAAUCCACAAGCUCCCUACUUGAAUAUUUAUAUUUCAAAGUAUAGUCAAAGUAAUGAAUCUAUUGAUGGUGUUGCUUGUGGAUCUAGUUUAGUUCAAGCUUGCACUAGUAUGCAAGAUGCAUUGGUUUCAUACUAUACAACACUUGCCAAUCGAUCAGAGACCACCGAGACAUUGUAUUGCAAGUUUGUAAUGGACCCAAGCUUUCCAUACUUGUCAUCCAACACCAAAAAUUCCCUCAAUAUCAUUGCAAACCAGUCCCUCACACUAUUGCUUACCGUCAAUCGUGACACUGAUAGUACCAAUCGUCAAGUAACCAUCAACCUACAAUCUUCUUCACAAUUCAUCACUAUCCAAGAUGAUAACAAUAAUAAUAAUGACAACAACUAUAUAAUUAAUAUUAAAUUGGAAUCGAUUACAUUUAUAAAUGGAAAUAAUAGUAAUAGUAAUGGAGUUGUUAAUAUGUACACUAACUCCUCCUCCUCCUCGACUAGUGGUAGUAGUAUGAGCUUGUCAAUGGUAUCAUGUCAAUUUUUAAACAAUGCUAAUAGUGCAUUGGUCAAUAUUAGCGGACCGUCAACUGGACUGGAGAUGUCUAAUUGUCUGUUUGUAAAUAACACCAAUGUUGACGGUGUAUCGCUCAUAUCAUUUAGUGGAGGAGAGAUUAAUAUGCAAGAUUGUUACCUUCACGAGAAUGCAGUUUCGAUGGUAACCAACACCACGUCGGUCAUUAGUGUGACGGGAAACACAAUGUUGGAUAUAAACUCGUGCAACUUUUUUGGGAAUAGUGCGGGGAUGGCCAUUGUGUCGGUCAGCGGACAGCCGGCUGGCGGCUAUGUCAAUAUCGUCGAUACCGACUUUUCAGACAACCAAGUAACGUCGAGUGGCGCAACUGUCUUUGUCGCCAACACCAACAGUCCCAUCACAGUACUGGGCAGCACAUUUACAAACGGUGUCGGAGGAUCAGCUGUCCGCGUAGAAGUGUCCAAUGCAACGAUCGACUUGACAUCCAACACAUUCCAAUCGCAGAAAGGUGCCGACUUUGGUGGCGGCGUUCAUCUGUACGAGUGUGGACAACACGUCCAUAUAGCAGAAUCAACCUUUACCAACAACCAAGCCAUGUUUGGUGGUGCCAUCUCAUUUUACCAAGUUUACAACUCGAGUAUUAUCAAUGUUACAAUGACCAAUAAUACUGCUGUUUCUGGUGGUGCCAUCUUUGCAGAUAAUGAUAAUGAAAUGGAUGACAACAAUGAUAAUCUAUCUCUAUCACCAUCCACUCUUGGUUUGGUUGCCGCUUCUAAUAGUAGUGGUAAUCAUUCUAAAAACUAUGAUAGAGAGUAUUUUAUAUUGAUGAUUACAGUUGUGUUUGACGAGAACCAAGCAUCAAAGACUGGUGCGUGCAUAUACUGCGAAAGUGGUACAACCAUUGAUAUAUUCAACUUUACAAGUACAAACAAUACCGUUGACAACAAGGAUUCUCAAAUAUUGGUGUUUUGUGAAACCGAGAGUGAAAGAGAUUCAAAGUUUGGUCCAUCCACUCGAAUCAUUUCACCUGGCAGUCACAGUCAUAGUGAUAGUGGUAGUGACAGUGACAAUGAAGACGACGACAAUGGAUGUGUCGUCUACUUGGAUGUCAAUGUCAACAUGUUGACCACUUUUAUCCCACAAUGUGCCAACCCAGAGAUGCCAGAGCUCAAAGACAGCAAAUGGACACUAUCUAAAAUAGUCGGACUCUUGUUUGGAGUCGGUCUAGGUGUCUUGCUCAUUGGUUCAAUCAUUUUAAUCAUUUACAAGAGACAACCAAUCAUUGAAAGAAGAGCUCAAUAUACCAAGUUAUAG
Messenger RNA from Cavenderia fasciculata, 2013 nucleotides. RefSeq lists its product as uncharacterized. The transcript has a single exon. The coding region runs from base 1 to 2013 and encodes 670 amino acids. Lineage: Eukaryota; Evosea; Eumycetozoa; Acytosteliales; Cavenderiaceae. The record is from RefSeq and is a predicted model, not a curated record.